Elaeis guineensis (African oil palm) is the source of this 465-nucleotide messenger RNA. NCBI's taxonomy places the organism in Eukaryota, Viridiplantae, Streptophyta, Magnoliopsida, Arecales, Arecaceae. The record is from RefSeq and is a predicted model, not a curated record.
AUGCCUUCCACAAAUAAUGGACAAUACGAACGGUAUACACAGUCUACAGAGUUUAGAGGAGAGAUGGGCGUCCGUGAGGUAGAGAUCUUGGGGCGGAAGCUCACCAUACACGAGCGAGACGACACCAACGACCCGUCCACAGGGCGAGCCCUGACGGGCUCCUGGCUCUGGGAGUCGGCUCUCUACCUCGCCGAGUGGAUGGCCAGCGAGGGCCGUGCCUACCUCGACCUGGCAGGGAGGACCGUCCUGGAGCUCGGCGCCGGCACCGGCCUACCGGGGCUCGCGACGGCGGUACUGGGCGCGGCACGGGUGGUUCUGACUGACGUGGCGCCGCUACUCCCGGGCCUGUGGGCCAACGUGGAGGCCAACGGGCUGGAGGGCCAAGUGGAGGUCCGCAAGCUGAGGUGGGGGGAGGAGGACGAGGGAGGAGGUGGACGUGGUGGUGAUGUCGGAUGUGUUCUUUGA